Molecule: messenger RNA, 1037 nt
Organism: Racocetra fulgida
Lineage: Eukaryota; Fungi; Glomeromycota; Glomeromycetes; Diversisporales; Gigasporaceae
Source: the annotation of a GenBank genome assembly
CAUCUGAUAUUGCAGGUCGGGCCGCUAAAGAGGAUAAAAUAGGAAAUAAAGAAAAGGCUUUAGAGUUAUAUACAAAAGCUGCAGAGAUUUUCUUGAAGGCUAUUAAAGGCGAUGUCUUAGUAACUAUUUCCACAGGCGACGAUGAAGCUGAUGAUGUCGGUCUCGUUCCAACACAUGCAUACGCAGUGUUAGAUGCCCGGGAGAUUAAUGGUUUGCAAUUAUUGCAGGUUAAAAAUCCUUGGAGUAUGAAAAGAUGGACGGGACCAUAUAGCCAUUUGGAUGCAAUUAAUUGGACACCUGAGCUAAUGUCUUUGUUAAAGUAUGAUCGAUUACAAGCAAUUGACAAUGAUGACGAAAUAAAAAAUGAUACAGAGAAGUAUUCAGAAACUCGUAUCUUGUUAUCUAAACAUAUUAUGACCACUUGGGAUAUCAGAGAUUAUAUUACUCUUCAUUUAUAUGAUAAUUCUGAGGGAAAAAAGGUUUAUUACCCAGAUAAUCCUUGCAAAACGCUUCGUUUCAAUGCACCACCUGGAAUAAGUCGGUACACUAUUGUGGUCGACAUAGAUCAAGAAGUCGACAAAAAUCCAGAAAUGAAAUCCUUGGAGUUUACUUUAAAAUGCUAUUGCGAGUCACAAUUCAAAUUAACAGAAAUUCAAACAAAUUAUCCAAUUGAACAACAAGUAGAUGGUAAAUGGACCACACAAACUGCAGGAGGAAAUCCGAGUAAAAUCACAUAUUUAAACAAUCCACAAUAUCGCUUAUCUAUAACUCCGCCAAGUUGCAUCUCGCCCAUGGAAAAAAUACGGAUACAGCUUAUACUAAAAGGGCCGAAUGAGUAUGCAAUACAUGUUAAAUUAGUCCGGGGUAAUGCUGGCGAUUAUACUAUCGUUAUUUCAACAUUUGAAGCUGGUCUUGUUGGUGAUUAUGUUUUAACCGUUGCUUCGAACGAUAAAUUUAAUUUGAAUUCGAUACCCCUUGAAGGCGCAGUAAGUUUAUAUGAUAAGGUAUACAUAACUUAUAGAUGUUCUGACUAUUAA